Lodderomyces pseudojiufengensis is the source of this 1260-nucleotide messenger RNA. It is a transcript of the gene PRO1, whose product is annotated as glutamate 5-kinase. Lineage: Eukaryota; Fungi; Ascomycota; Pichiomycetes; Serinales; Debaryomycetaceae. Bases 1 to 1260 code for a protein of 419 amino acids. Gene Ontology annotation, cellular component: cytoplasm; cytosol. Gene Ontology annotation, molecular function: RNA binding; glutamate 5-kinase activity; ATP binding. The record is from RefSeq and is a predicted model, not a curated record. The transcript has a single exon.
AUGACAAGUGUGAAGAAGAAGCAAUUUACGAUAGUGGUCAAAAUUGGCUCUUCAUCGUUGGUGGAUGCUACGACGAGAGAGCCAAGGAUCGCUAACAUGUCACAUAUAGUGGAAACAAUAACAAAAUUAAGAAGACAAGGUCAUAAAAUUAUCAUUGUAUCAUCAGGAGCAAUUGCAUUUGGAAUGAAAGUAAUGAAAUUAGAAAGAAAACCCACCAAAUUAUCUGCAAUACAAGCUUUGGCAUCAAUUGGUCAAGGGCGAUUAAUAGGAUUAUUUAAUGAUUUAUUUAGACAAAUGGAUCAAACUAUUGCACAAGUAUUAAUUACCCGAAAUGACAUCAUCGAUUACACUCAAUAUAAAAAUGCAAAAAAUACAAUAAAUGAACUACUAGAUAUGGGUAUAAUUCCAAUUGUGAACGAAAAUGAUACAUUAUCAGUGUCAGAGAUUAAAUUUGGAGAUAAUGAUACAUUAUCUGCAAUAACUGCUGGUAUGAUACACGCGGAUUAUUUGUUUUUGAUGACAGAUGUCGAAUGUUUAUAUACAGAUAAUCCAAGAACGGAUCCAAAUGCAAAACCAAUCUUGGUGGUGGACAAAAUAGAUGAAUUAAAUGUAAAUACAAAUGAUGAUGGAGGAGCUGGUACAAAUGUAGGAACUGGAGGAAUGACAACGAAAUUAAUUGCAGCUGGUUUAGCAACAAACGUUGGAGUUACUACGAUUAUUACUUUAUCAAGUCAACCUCAUUACAUAUUGGAUAUUGUCAGUCAUAUACAAUCUCAAGAUAAAGAUGUGGUAUCGAUAGAAGAACAAAUAAAUAUACUUCAAAAAGACAUUUUGGAUAAAAAAAUUCCAUUACAUACUAGGUUUUUAAGUCUACCGCAAGAUACUCAGAUUCGGUCUGAUAAAAGAUUUUGGAUAUUACAUGGUUUGAAGACUAGAGGAACAUUAAUUAUAGAUAAGGGAUGCUUUAAAGCAUUAACUAGAAGAGAUAGAGCUGGUCUCUUACCUGCUGGUAUAGUUGAUGUCAUUGGAACAUUCCAUGAAAACGAAUGUGUUUCUAUAAAAGUUAAAGAUGAUGACAUUGAGAACCCCAAUGAUUUAAUUGAGGUUGGUCAAUGUAGAGUUAAUUAUACUGCGAAUGAAAUCAGAUUAAUCAAAGGACACAAAAGUCAAGAAAUUGAAUCAAUCUUGGGAUAUGCAGAUAGUGAAUAUAUUGCUCAUAGAGACAACCUUGCUUUCCCUCCACCACCAUCAUCUUCUUAA